Molecule: messenger RNA, 8145 nt
Organism: Microplitis mediator
Lineage: Eukaryota; Metazoa; Arthropoda; Insecta; Hymenoptera; Braconidae
Exons: 9
Coding region: 784-1746 (320 amino acids)
Source: RefSeq, a predicted model, not a curated record
UCAGGAUGCACGUGGAUUUUAUCGAAUAUAUGUUAUAUAAUAAAUUUAUCGACGAUCAUUCUACUCCGAAAACGUAAACAAAAAAUAAAAAUACAAUUUAGGUUUAUCAGUAUAAAUAUUAUGAUAUAGAGAGAAAUAAGACUGCGAUAUCGCGAAUAGGCUCCUAUACCCUGUUUUCGCAAACUAUUUAGACUUGGACGACCCUCUAGCCGAGUUACAUCAACAUUCAUGAGUUGAACCGUCAAUAUUAUCUACAUACAUUCGAUCUAGUUACUCUACACUACGAGGAGUUAGACAAAGCUGAUAAGAGAGUGAGAGAGAGAUAGUAGGAGAGAGAGAGAGCGUGCAAAAGAGGACGAAGACGAGGAUAGAAGGAAGCAGGUUAGAUUGAAAGAGUACCCAAGGGGAAUUGCCAGUCGCGUGUUUUCGUCCUCAGGUGAGCACUAAAGCCUACAUCCAGCACAUUCUUAUUCGUACUAACUGAGGAAUUUUUCACCAAUUCAGCUAAAUUUUCACUGCAUUUUUAUUUUAUUUUAUCACUAAACUUUUCACAUUUACUUCCUACUGACCCUUUUUGCGAGAUAGAUAAAUUUUUGUGGUGUGCACUGAGUGCUAGAAGGAAUUUUAUUGGCCACUAGAAUUGUAUACAAGUGGCUGGUACACUAGCAGAAGCAAAAGCAGGACUUGCAGGAGGAAGAGAAGGAUAAGAAGAAGGAGUUGGAAAUAGAAGCUGAAGUAGGAGUUUAAGGAACUGUAGGGCCAUAACGACAGUACAUUGAGAUAAUGGGUAUGGAGUAUGGUGAUACGGACAAGACAACAGCGGUAACAACGUACAAUCCAAAUGUUGAACAGUUUGUACGUCGGGAACAAGAUCGUCGAGUGGUACAAGAAGGUACUGCCAUGUGGAGGCGACGUAAAGAAGAAAUUUUACGUCAAAAACAUCAUGAGCAACGUCAAUUGAGACAUCUGCAGGCGACUUACUCGCCGUGGGGAAAGCCGGGAGGUGGUGCUUUCUGUGAGAGUGCACUCAAGAAAAAGAAUGUUGUACUCGAGCCAAUAUCGCCACCGCGUUCUUAUCAGUUGGCGACGCACUCGUUGGAGUGGGGGCGACCUGGUCCCGGUGGCACUCCAUGGAGGGAUCCAAGGUUACUCGGAGUCCGUUUUAUGGAGUCGAUGGGUUGGACAACCAAGUCAUUUAUCACCCGCAUGUGCAACAACGAAAUAGACCCACUGGCACUGACCAGCCCCGAGAAAUUAUUCGACUCAAAGUCUAGACCAGGAAUCAUACGUUCUCCGCGAUCUUCACCUCCACCUCUGGCUCUUCCUUCAACCAGACAGACUUACUCCAGACCAUACACGUCAAUAGACGUACAGAGUGAUGGCAAUAAAAAUACUCAGGCUUAUAAAUUAACCGGCGGAGUCGAAUUAGUCCCGUUACUUACAGCACGUAAAUGUCAUUCACACCCAAUUAAAUAUAUAACCACCGAUGUAACACGACCUGGAUACACAAUAGACAGAUACCGUUCAUUGAAUAUCGAGAAUCGUGAUUACACAGCAGCCCUGUCAGAGCAGAUAUCCCGGAAGCGACAGCGCAUACUCGAGGAAAAACGUUUGGAACAAGAGAGCUGUCGUAGGCAUUUUGACACAUGGAGAAAAUUCUGGGGGCGACCAGGUCAUGGAGCGCCAAUAGAUCACGCUUAUAGAAAUGAUCUCCAUGCGAUAUUAUAUCGUCCUGCGGUGUAUUGAUCACAGUGUUGCAAUAAAUUAGAUUUAGACUUCGCUACUCCGCUAAUUAUAAUGUUUGAUAAGUCGCGGCAGUAACUCGAUAAUUGAAUCGGAGUGAUGAUUAAAUGAAAACUAAAUUUAGUUGAGGUCUAGUUUUGGAGUUUGGACCAGACCUAAACCUGAAACUGGUCCUAGACCUGGAGCUGGUCCUGGUUCUGGAUUUAGAUCUAGAUUCAGAUUUUAGGGAAACAUGAAUUACGUAGAUGUAGUCGUAGGACUGAUGCUAAUUCACGAACAAUUUGCAUAAUGAUCCAUUGGAAACAGAUUGACCACGUAGAAGCGUGAAAGCUGUCAAGAGGAUAUAAUGGACCCAGUCACAUUAAUUAAUGACCGUAACAGUCUAGUCGUGAUGUUUGUGGCGGUGAUCCACCAGUCGAUGAAUACGUUGCACUCUAUUCACUUGCCGAGACGUAUAAAUACCCCAGCUUCUGCUUUGUUAGAUUCGCUCGAGUUUCACGGUGGCUGCAGCAGAAACGAUUUUGACCCCUUCCGUUUAAAAGUCGAUUCUGUUUGCCUAGGGCUUUGUUUCAAAGAUCAACGAGGUGAUUGCUGUUUUUCCAACGUGUUUUAUUGUCAGUAGUCGGGCAGAAGCUAUUCCGAGCUCGAAUAGUCGACAGCCUUUUAAUUAUGUCAAAAAAACACCAAAUCCGAAUUACGAAUUUAAAGCAUAUUUUAAUUUUUUUUUAACAUUUUUGGGUUAUUUGACUUUGAUUAUUUUCUGUGAUCGCGUCAAUUACUCUCUUAAUUUCAAUCCGUGGAAUUCCACUGGUUUGCCAGUGAAAACUCACUAGUUUACUAGUAAAACUCACUGAUUCGACCAGCGGUCUUGGCGGCCAUUUAAUCCCACUGGUUACUCAGUGAACUUCACUGGUUACUCAGUGAAUUUUAAUGGCGGACGUAGUCACUGAUUUAAAAGUGAGAAUUUCCACUGAUUCAACAGUGAGCUGAUAUAAUUGUCAUCAUAACCCAACUUAUAUAAAUAGGGCAUGAUUAUUUACCCAAAAUAAAUAAAUUAAAAACAUAUUUACGCAAAUUUAUUUCAUUCAACUUCUAUUACAUCGACUGUAUUAAAAUUAUUCAAAGUAAUGUGGAAGAAGGAGACUGCACUUAGAUCUUUUUUCGAAAUUUUACAAAUAUAAUGGUCGAUUAAACUAUAAAAAUUAUCGAGGCAUGGAGGAUAGCUUAAAUUAAAAACAUAAUAUAAUUUAUGUAAAAUAGAAAAUGAAAUAAUAGGGUCACAAUUUGACUUAAAAUCUAUUAAUUAAUUCGAUUGUCAUUAACAAACAAACAUCAGGUUAUGUAUAACUUAUUAUAACCGGUAUAACUACCUUAGCAGAUCCGAAUUACGGUAUCCACCCAUACAGGAGCUGCCAGAGUUGAACAACGGGCCCCUACUUGGCCCAGCACUGGGGAACCUAGCUUUGACACACCUAUAUUGGCCUAGGCUUGGGCCAGGACUUGGUAACCUAGCCUUGGCCGUUACAAUGAUUACCCGGGCUUGGGCCAAGACUGGGUAACCUAGCCUUGGCCGUCCAAUGGCAACCCAGACUUGGGCUAAGGUAGGAUUACCCAAGUUUGGAUAUACCUAUGGUUUAUAUAAGUAGAUCAUAUAAAUGUACCAGUUCAACGUUAGUAGGUUCGUCCAGUAGCUACCGUUCGGACCCAGUAAUCAGAAGGACGGCAGUUCGCGCCCAGAGUCCAGCAGAAUUUCCACCGAGUUUUUUUCACAUCAUUUACCUCCCUUAGAUAAUUAAAACGUUAAUGAUCAUGAAUUCUACGAGGUUAAUAAUAAUAAAUUUUUUUAAAUUAAAUUUAUUCGUUUCCUGGAAGCACGAAGCCUAGAUAGAAGGAGAACGAUCGCAGUGUUAGGAAUGUGUAUACGAAUAUGAAGCAUGAUCAGAUGAUUUAUACUGCCACUAGAGAGCGCAACGGUUUGACAAUUCAGAUUUUUUAAAUAAAUGUAUUACUGAUUUUAAUCGGAAAAAAUUGACAAUUAUAUCUAUUAAUUAAAUAAUAAUUUGUAAACUGAUGGAAAUGGAAUGACAAAUUAUGAUGUCAGAAAAUUAAAUAUUGAGAAGAAUGACACGAAAAAAUAUAAAAAAAUCAACCUAUUUACUUAUGAAAUAAAAUGGUAAAUGAUCAAUAUGGAAUUAAUAAGAUUUUUAAUUCAGCAAUUAAGUUAAAAAAUCAUCUAAAAAUUAAAUUGAUAUUUAAAAGAAGCUGAAAAAUGUAUAAUUGUAGAUUACCUGAUGAGCUGUAAGGAUAUAAAUCGAUUAAUUAACGUAAAAUCAUUAAAUAGUUGAAUAAUAGCAAAAAAAAUACGACUUAUAAAAUUAUGUAAAUUUUAUUUUUGAGAUAAACAUUAGAAAAAUAAUAAAAUAACAUAAUAUUGAUUAGUUACAUUAACUUUGCAGUUUUACGAUAUUUUCUUGUUCAAUGACAUUUAAAAUUAUUACUUGAUAGUAGUUAUUUGAAAUUUAAAUUAAUAAAAUUUUGACAGCAGCUCUCACAUUUACAGUUUCAUCAACCGGCACAUUAAUUAAAGGUGACGUCUCGUUGAUAUUUUUAUAUAAUGUAGGAAUGGCACCAGGUUUGAGAGUUAUUUUUUUCCUCUCUGAUACGUACGGUUCUUGACCAGGGAUAUUUAUCACAUCUUUUCUUAAAAUAUAUUCCUCAUCAACAUGCUUAUCACAAAUGAAUGAACUAAAAACUAAAUCUUGUUCUAAUAUUUGACUCCAAUUUCGGACAAUCUCAGGAUCCUACAGAAAAUAUGUAAAUUUUUCAAUUAGUUCAACAUAUAUAAGCUUCAUUGUAUGAAAUUAUUUAUAACUAAAAUUAAUAUACAAAAUAAAUGUAGAAAUGACUGACAACUGGGUACUAGAAGUUAUGAACUUCCUAAUUUUUUUUAAAAGCGGAAAAAGUAGAGAUUUAAAAUUUUUUUAUCUUCUUCUUAUACAUGAAUAAUUUUUUCAUAACAAAAUUCAAAGACAUUUGCUAUUUAUGCUUUCGGGGGAAUUAAUUAUUUUUAUAACCUUAUGCAUCAUAAGACUUUUAAAUAUUUAUUUGGAUUUUUAAUAUAGUUUAAUUGUAUGAAAAUUAAUAAAUAAUAUUAUUUAAUUAUCAAAUUAAUAUUUUUACAUGGAGUAAAUUGAAGCUUUAAGGUUAUACUUACUUUAGGUACUGUAAACAUAGAAUUUUUCUGUAGUUGUAAUUCUUUUUUUACUUUUUUAUUGUUUUUGCUAUUCGUACAACUCACCACAGUGCAAUAUUUAACCAUAUCUCACUUUUAUUUAUAACUAAUAACAGAAUAAAUAUUAAACAACACUACUUGUGAGUACAAAAACACAUAUACAAAAAUCUGAACUCCCGAACAGUACCGCCGCCCUUGUGGAGAAUUAUUGUACCCGAUAUUGCCUCAUUUUUUAGGACACAUAUACGGCGAGGAAACCUAUAGCGAUCGUUCUCCUUCUAUCUAGGCUUCGUGCCUGGAAGCCUGGGCCAGGUCUGGCAACCAAGCAUGUGCCAGGUCUGGCAACCAGGCUUGGCCCGAGAUUAUCAUUCCAGGCUUCUACCAAGGCUGGGCCAAGACUGGCUUACAAGCCUGGCCCAAGGUUCUACAAAGUUGGGCCAAGUCUGGGCCAAGCCUGGGCCCGUGGUACUUUCCUCUCUGGGCAGCAGAAUUACCGUAAUUUACGGUAUUCUACUGCAAUUUGCGGUAUUUUUACCGUAAUUUGUGGGAUUUUAUCGUGGUUUACGGCAAAUUGCGGUAGAUUACGGUAAUUACCGUAAUUCGGAUCUGCUAGGGCAAUCAUAGGUCGCUGUUGAUAACGGACACUAGAGGCACUUAAAUUUCGCACUAGUUUGAAUCAGUGAACCCAAUACUCACUGAUUUACAAGUGCGCAACUUUGAGUCUUACUGAUUCAUCAGUGAUUUUUUUACUCACUGAAUAAACCAGUGGAUUUCUCACUGAUUUAAAUUUAGAGAGUACUUAAUGCGAAGUAUUUACUUAGUAUAUAAGUCAUAGGUUAAUUUCCAAUGACCUCUUCCGUAAAAAGUGGAUCCCGUUCGGCCAAGUUUCUAUUUUCGGAAGGCGGUUGACAUUUUAAAUUCUCCUGACAUUUUUCUCUAUCGCGAAUCGAGCAGAUGCUAUUUCAAGACGUAAUAAUUACUACGAAAAAAAGUAACAGCAAAAUUCGUUAAUUUUGAAUAGAGAAUCAGGUAAUUAUUCAGUUAUUCUAACAGCCGGUCUAUUUAGCCCUUGAAUUAAAAAGUUUCUUAAAAUGAAUUCCACCGAAAAAACGGCAUUUAUAAUUAUGAUAGUUAUAUAAAACGAAUUACAGUAUUUUUAGUGGCAGCUACUUGAAUAUUUAAGUGGCGACCUCGGUAAUUAUCAUAAGUUAGUGCUCAUUAUGUCUCACAAAAAAAAAAUGGUAAAUAAAUUAAGCAUGUAACAAUAGUAAAUUCUGAAGUAAAAACAAACGUAGCGGCAUAAUAAUUCUAGAAAUACUCUUUAAAGAGGUCUCUGGUAUUUUGCUUCAUAUAAAGAGGGUAUGGGUAAGAGAAAGGGAGAGCGGAAGAGUAAGAGAGAGAGAAAGAGGAGUCAGUGUAUUCCAGGAUACAGGAACUGAUAUUUUGUGAGAGAAAAUGAAUCACCUUCAUACAAACGUGCUUUACUACAACUACCCCAACCGCGAGCCUUUACAACCUCCCGAUCCUACCCCUGGUGGCCCGCGUACACUGACACUGGUAACGGGAACACAAUGGUCAGACAAUGGAGCCAACCAUGAAGUUGUGGAUGUUGGUUUCUACACGGUGAUUGUGUCUCGUUUCUCGUUUCUCGUGUCCCUUCCGCUUGGAUCCGGUUGUGGUUGGCGUGUGCGAGAAAUUUUCGCGGUUCGAAGCUUCGGAUCUACAAGCUUUAACUCUGUCCGUAUCUGCAGCAAUAUAAUUCAUGGGUCAAGGAUAAGUGGCUAAAAUUCACUUUUUCUUUACUAUUUUUUAACAAAGAAACUUUUUUUUUAUUGCAGGUCCAUUUGAGUCAAGAUUAAAAAAUCACCUCCCUCUCAAAAUUUUCGCGUCCAUUUUUACUCUCAAAAUAUUUUUAAAGCCACAAAAAAUUUUUUUUUUUUGCGCCUUUUAGCAAUUUUCCUAUGCAGUAAAAAUACAAUAUUAAUUCUUUACAAAAUCACUUCUGGUCUUAAAGAAUUAAUUGACCUCUGAAUUGAGUUCAAGAUCGACUCAAUCGGUCAAUAAGUUUUCGAGAUAUCGUCAGUAUAAAAAAAAAACUAAAACCCGAGGUCGCGGGUUCGAAUCCACUUCAAGUUGUUUUUUGUAAAAAAAAAAAAAAAAAAUGUACAUUUGACCCUUUCAAUCCUCGCUAACCACUUCCCGACUUAUUUACUUUUUAAAAAGACUUUUUUUUUUGGUAAAAAGAAGACAAAUGAAAUUUAAAAAUAAUUGAAAAAAUAAAUAAAUAAAUAAAUAAAAAUUUCAAUGUCUCCGGUAUCUCCGUAAUUGUUAUCGCUCGCAAUUUAAAUCACUAAAAAUAUUCAGUUCCUGUCUCUAUUAAAAAGUAUCCUGUUUCUCGAAACUUUUAACCUCGCCUUUGAUUAAAAAAAUUCAUGUUUCAUGUCUAUUUCAUUUGUACGUUUGAUUGUUCGUUUGUUUGUUUGUUUGUCUAUUUGUCGAAAACUUUUUUCACAAAAUAAAAAUAAAAAAAUACACAUUUCCGUGAUAUACGAUAAAGUAAUUGUUACUUGUACACAAUUUUACUUCUAUUCAAUUUACAAAAGUAAAAAAAAAAAAAUUAAUCGCGGGAAAUUUGAAUUUGAGAUAAUUAUCAAAUAUUUGGCGACUGUAAAUAAUUACGCGCAAUGCAAAUGUAUAAAAUAAUUUAUGUAUACGAUUGUAUUGUAAAUAAUGUACAGAAAAAAUAGAGGCGUUGUAACAUAAAAAAAAAAAAAAAUUGAAAAUAAAAAUGCUGCGGUACCUUUUUAGUUUUUAAUGAAAAGGUUUUACCGUGAGCUUUUAAUAGAAAAAAAAAAUUAUUUUGUGGAGUUGGAUGUUUGGGGUAAAAUGGUCAUGGGUAUAGGCAUGGUCAGGAAUUAAAAUGGCGUGUUUCGUCAACUUGAGAGGUGAGGAGUGAAGAGAGUGAAAAUACCGGGAUUUAAAAAUAAGAGAAAGAGGAAGUGAAAGAGGAAGAGAGUUUUAGUUGAAUAAAAUUUAGAGAAACGAGGAAGCAAGUCUGGUAUCGAUUACGAAAAGUUUUAUAAUACAUUUGAGUAGAGAGGACUUAGCCAAGUUUUUGUGCAUACGCGGUCUUUGUGUUUUGGAAAAUACUUUUUUUUAGUUUGAAAAGU